CAAAUCUCUCUAAAGUCUUAAGGGGUGUGGCUCUUACAAUUAAUCAUUUCUGAUGAGGCUAGCUAGUUCCUUUCAAUCUAAAAAAAAUCAGUCCUACUUCCUACUUCUCUUGAUAUAUAUAUCCCUUCAAAACCAACCGAAACCCUAAUCGAAAAAUUAGAAUGACAAGUCGUCAAGAAAUCCUCUUAGUCUCGCGUUUGCAUGAUGAGGCUAGAGGCGAUGAUGAUGAUGAUGAUGAUGAUGAUGAUGAUGAUAAUACUUGGGAAGAAGAUGAAUUUGAAGAAGAAGAAGAAGAAGACGAUGAUAUAUUAUUCGGAGAAACAAAUUAUUUUGUUGAAGGUGGAAAAGAGGAAUCAACAAUAAGUUGGAGCAAUUUUAGGGGAAUCCUUCAGAAUCUAUGUGGUGGGAAAGGGGAAGGACGAGGACAAAGACAAAGACAAGGACGUGGAAUAUUGUUUGGGAUUGGGGGUGUUCUGGACCCAAGGGCAACAUGGGUGCAAGAGUGGAACAAAAUAUUCCUUCUUGUCUGUGUUACUGGUCUUUUUGUAGACCCUCUAUUCGUCUAUGCACUCUCGAUUACUGAGGCAUAUCUUUGUGUCUUUGUUGAUGGGUGGUUUGCGAUCAUGGUUACUGUGUUGAGGUGCAUGACCGAUGUGUUGCACGUAUGGAAUAUGUGGCUUCAGUUCAAGAUGGCCAAGCACCCGCCUUAUAAGGAUGACAAUGGAGGUGCUAGUAGGGUUCUUGGUCAUAAGACUUUUGCUACUAAAGUGGCUUUCGGAUAUUUUAAGGCUAGAAAUGGCUUCUUCUUUGAUCUCUACGUCAUCCUUCCUUUACCCCAGAUAGUAUUGUGGGUGGUAAUCCCAUUUAUGCUAAGAAGAGGAUCAACAAAUGGAGUAAUUACAGUGUUGUUAAUAAUGUUUGUGUUCCAGUACCUUCCAAAGAUCUAUCACUCAGUUUGCCUCCUCCGUCGAAUGCAAAAGUACUCAGGCUAUGUUUUCGGUACUGUCUGGUGGGGUUUUGCCCUCAACAUUAUUGUCUAUUUUGUCGCGUCUCAUGCAGCAGGAGCAUGUUGGUACUUGCUAGGGAUACAAAGGGUAACCGAGUGUUUAAAAAAGCAAUGCAGUCAAAUGCAGGGUUGCAGUUCCAGAUUGUUAUCCUCACAACAACCUAUCUAUUACGGUGGUAACUUUUUCAUCAAAGGUCACGACCGCCAUUUUUGGGCUUCCAAUACACCAGCAAGGACUAAUUGCUUGAAGACUUACGAUAACUAUGAAUAUGGAGCUUACAAAUGGGUCAUUUAUCUUGUUAGCAAUAACAAUCGCUUCGAAAAGAUACUUAUGCCCAUUUUUUGGGGGCUUAUGACUAUGAGUACAUUUGGGAACUUAGAAAGCACAGCAGAGUGGCUUGAAUCUCUCUUUGUUAUCAUUGUCUUAACUACUGGAUUGCUUCUUGUCACUAUGUUAAUUGGUAACAUCAAGGUGUUCUUGCAUGCAACAACAUCAAAGAAGCAAGCAAUGCAGCUUAGAAUGAGAAAUAUAGAAUGGUGGAUGAAAAGGAGGAAAUUGCCUUAUAAGUUGAAGCAAAGGGUUCGUAUCUACGAAUGGCAACGCUGGGCUGCCACGCGAGGGGUUGAUGAAUGUGAGAUGAUACGAAAUCUUCCUGAAGGCCUUAGGAGGGAUAUCAAGUACCAUCUUUGCCUAGAUUUAGUUAAACAGGUGCCGUUAUUCCAGCAUAUGGACGAUCUAGUUUUAGAGAACAUAUGUGACCGCGUCAAGUCCCUUGUAUUCACCAAGGGAGAGACGAUAACCAAAGAAGGUGAUCCAGUUCAGAGAAUGCUAUUUAUAGUCCGAGGCCAUCUACAAAGCAGCCAAUUCCUGAGAGACGGAGUAAAAAGUUGUUGUAUGUUAGGUCCUGGUAACUUCAGUGGAGACGAGUUAUUAUCAUGGUGCCUAAGAAGACCAUUUAUUGAACGAUUACCGCCUUCAUCAUCCACUUUAGUGACCCUUGAAACAACAGAAGCCUUUGGUUUAGAAGCACAAGAUGUUAAGUACGUAACUCAACAUUUUCGGUACACAUUUGUAAACGAAAAGGUUAAAAGGAGCGCGAGGUAUUACUCCCCCGGUUGGAGGACUUGGGCUGCUGUCGCCAUUCAGUUGGCUUGGCGAAGGUAUAAACAUCGUUUGACACUUACUUCACUGUCUUUUAUUAGGCCUAGAAGGCCAUUGUCCCGGAGUUCUUCACUCGGGGAAGACAGAUUGAGGCUUUAUACCGCGCUUUUGACAUCUCCUAAACCAAAUCAGGAUGAUUUCGAGUUCUAAUUUGGGAAUUCGGAAGAUAAUGUUCCGUACAAAAGAACAAUAAUCUUUGUCUAGGGUAAUUUUAUUGUAACCAUAUAUGUAUAUAUAAAUAUAUAUAAUGACAUCCAUGUUUUUGUUCGUAUAUA
This is a messenger RNA of Spinacia oleracea (spinach), 2443 nucleotides long. RefSeq names its product cyclic nucleotide-gated ion channel 4. The record is from RefSeq and is a predicted model, not a curated record. The transcript is spliced from 7 exons. Lineage: Eukaryota; Viridiplantae; Streptophyta; Magnoliopsida; Caryophyllales; Amaranthaceae. Bases 162 to 2318 code for a protein of 718 amino acids.